ACUCUUCACUCUUUCCCCCACUCUUCGCCAACUACUUCAAUCAUCAUAUAACUAUAAAUGUACACACUUAUGUUAAAACAUAGUAACUUAAUUCACUUAUCAUAACUUCUCUUAAACUGCUGUUCUGUAACCGGCAAUCAUGGAUAAAAAGUGUCCGAGGUUUCUUGCAGUUGUGCUACUUGGUGUAUUAUUUUUAUGUCCUCUAUGUUUAGCGGAUUCUGAAUUAUACUCAUCGGCAAAUUUUCCGACUACGGAGGCGGAGAGGUUGAUCAGGGGGCUGAAUUUGUUGCCGAAGGAUGUUAAUGUUGUGGAUCAAGAAAAUGAGUCCGGUGUGCCUCAGGGGAAGAAGAUUGUUGAGAGGAAGUUCAAGUUUCCGAAUUUAGUUGAUCCUGGUGGUGUUUCAGUUGAUGAUUUAGGACAUCAUGCGGGGUACUAUCAGAUUCAGCAUUCUCAUGCUGCUAAGAUGUUCUAUUUCUUCUUUGAAUCGCGUAACAGCAAGAACGACCCUGUUGUUAUCUGGCUGACUGGGGGACCUGGGUGUAGCAGUGAGUUGGCUCUCUUCUAUGAAAAUGGACCCUUCAGUAUCGCGAAAAACAUGUCUCUCGUGUGGAACGAGUAUGGAUGGGACAAGGUAUCAAACCUUCUUUAUGUCGACCAACCUACUGGGACAGGUUUCAGUUACAGCUCUGAUAAGCGAGACAUUCGCCACAACGAAGAUGGCGUUAGCAAUGACCUCUAUGACUUCUUGCAGGCUUUCUUCGUGGAGCAUCCUCAGUUUGCGAAAAACGAUUUCUAUAUUACCGGAGAAUCAUAUGCUGGACACUACAUUCCUGCAUUUGCUGCUAGAGUACACCAUGGAAACAAGGCUAAACAAGGAGCUCACAUAAAUCUCAAGGGAUUUGCGAUUGGCAACGGCCUUACUAAUCCAGAGAUUCAGUACAAAGCUUACUCGGAUUAUGCAUUGGAUAUGUCUAUAAUCAAAAAGUCCGACUAUGAACGCAUAAACAAAGUGCUUCCAGUUUGUGAAACUGCGAUAAAGCUUUGUGGCACAGAUGGAACAAUCGCUUGUAUGGCUUCUUACUAUGUAUGCAGCUCCAUAUUCAACUCCAUAAUGGCACUUGCUGGUGAUACUAAUUACUAUGACAUCCGGAAAAAGUGUGAGGGGAGGCUGUGUUACGAUUUUUCAAAUGCAGAAAAAUUCUUGAACAAGAAGUCAGUGAGAGAGUCACUUGGCGUUGGGGAUAUAGACUUUGUUUCUUGUAGCCCUACUGUGUAUCAAGCUAUGCUCGUCGACUGGAUGAGGAAUCUAGAAGCUGGCAUUCCUGCACUUCUGGAGGACGGAAUUAAAGUACUCAUAUAUGCUGGGGAAUAUGAUCUUAUUUGCAAUUGGCUUGGAAAUUCAAGAUGGGUUCAUGCCAUGGAAUGGAGUGGUCAGAAAGAAUUCGGAGGAUCAUCUGAAAUUCCUUUCGAAGUUGAUGGUUCUGCUGCAGGAGUGCUCAAAACUCACGGUCCUCUCAGUUUCCUCAAGGUCCAUGAUGCUGGCCAUAUGGUCCCUAUGGAUCAACCCAAAGCUGCUCUGGAGAUGCUAAAGAGGUGGACCGGGAGCAAACUUUCGGAAGUUUCAGCAGAGUCUCAAAACUUGGUUUCUUCUAUCUGAUCAAUUACCUCAUGGGGAGUUAGCCGCACCGACGAUCCCAGCCUGGUUUUUUUCACCUAUUGAUGGCAGUCUGUAAAUAUAUGUGAAAACAGAUGUUAGGGAUGUUUGUUAAUCAAAUAAGAUUCCACAUGUCAAAAAAAAAACUUUAAUUAGUUCAAUAUCGACUUCAAAGCUGCUCAA
Messenger RNA from Daucus carota subsp. sativus, 1837 nucleotides. RefSeq names its product serine carboxypeptidase-like. The record is from RefSeq and is a predicted model, not a curated record. Gene Ontology annotation, biological process: proteolysis. The transcript has 9 exons. Gene Ontology annotation, molecular function: serine-type carboxypeptidase activity. Gene Ontology annotation, cellular component: vacuole. The coding region runs from base 140 to 1657 and encodes 505 amino acids. NCBI's taxonomy places the organism in Eukaryota, Viridiplantae, Streptophyta, Magnoliopsida, Apiales, Apiaceae.